Molecule: messenger RNA, 2206 nt
Organism: Closterium sp. Yama58-4
Lineage: Eukaryota; Viridiplantae; Streptophyta; Zygnematophyceae; Desmidiales; Closteriaceae
Source: the annotation of a GenBank genome assembly
GGAGGAGUACAAGGAUGUGCCGGCAACACAGGGCGCGUAUGAGUGCAUGCACGAAACUCCCUGCCAGGGCCACACAGUGGCGAUCUGGGGGUUGGGUGCUCGUCCCUACUCCUUCCCUCCCGAUGUUGGCUUUCCCAUCGGCCCCGGAUACUACACCAAGUUCGUGCUGCAGAUUCACUACACCAAUCCCGACGGCCGCUCUGACAUUGUCGACAACAGCGGAAUAUUCCUGGAAACUUCUACCCCAGGGAAGCACGAUGCGGGAAUCAUGAUGGCUGGCCCCGUCUGCUACGGGCUGCUGCUGCAGAUCCCACCUGGCCAGUGUUCCUCCCUGCUCUCAUCCCCCUCCCUCUCAUCCCUCAUCCCUGGUGCUCGCUCCUUCAACCCCUUCCUCUCCCUCCGUGCGGCCAUCACGGACGCAGGAGAGCGUCUGUCCCAGGCAAUGCACCGAGGUAGUCUGCACCAACGCAUCCCAUCAUAUCCCCACUUUUCCCGCAACUCUCUCUUCCCCCCCUCAACCAUCCUCCCCUCUCCAGCCGUCGUGUCGUGGUGGCAGGAGAACACCAAGUGGCUGUGUUCCACUUCCACUCUUACCCCAUGCAUCCCCCUCUGCUCUCCUCCUCUCUUCCCCCUCCCCCUCUCCCCCUCUCCCCCCCUCUCCCCCUCUCCCCCUCUCCCCCUCUCCCCCUCUCCCCCUCUCCCCUCUCCCCCCCCCUUCCCCUCUCCUCCACUCCCCCUCUCCCCCUCUCCCCCUCUCCCCCUCUCCCCCUCUCCCCCUCUUCUCCCCUCUCCACCUCUCCCCCUCUCCCACUCUCUUCUUUCUCCCCCUUCCACAGCCCUCGUGGACGCAGGAGAACAUCUGCCCGGGGCGGUGCACCAAGGCACCCUCGUGGACACAGGAGAACAUCUGUCCCGGGCGGUGCACCAAGGCGGUGUUCCACGCCCCAUCGCAUCCCCUCUCUCUAUUUCCACGUCCUCCCCCCUCUCCCUUCCACAGCCGUCAUGGACGCAGGAGAACAUCUGCCCGGGGCGGUGCACCAAGGCUGUGUUCUCAGGCCCUCCCUCUCAUUCCUCGUCCCUGGUGUUCGCCCAUUCAUCCCCUUCCUCUCCCAUUCAUCCCCUUCCUCUCCCAUUCAUCCCCUCCCUCUCCCAUUCAUCCCCUUCCUCUCCCAUUCAUCCCCUCCCUCUCCCAUUCAUCCCCUUCCUCUCCCAUUCAUCCCCUUCCUCUCCCAUUCAUCCCCUUCCUCUCCCAUUCAUCCCCUUCCUCUCCCAUUCAUCCCCUUCCUCGCCCAUUCAUCCCCCUCCUCUCCCCCUUCCACAGCCCUCGUGGACGCAGGAGAACAUCUGCCCGGGGCGGUGCACCAAGGCCGUGUUCAAGAACGAGUCGGUCAACAUCGUUGCGGCCGCCCUGCACCAACACGCGCUGGGCCGCCAGGACAGAGGUGCCAGCACACAGAGGUGCCAGCACACAGAGAUGUACACGGACGUGUAUCGGGAUGGUGCCAAGGUCACCACAGUCGCACGCCUCGAUUACUAUGACUUCGCAUCACAACAGAUGAUCCACGUGCAGCCGCCCUUUGAGCUGCAGCCAGGGGACGAACUCCGCACAAAGUGUGUGUGGGACUCCACCUCCCGCUCCAAUGUGACAAUGGGCGGCGAGGCGAGCAACGAGGAGAUGUGCAUCAGCUUCCUCGUCUACUACCCGGCAUAUACAGACAAGCGAGAAAUGCGUUCAUGCGUCGCCAUGUGUGCCGACCUAUCCGAGGGAAAGCUCAACCUGGACCCUACCAGCCCCAAGCUCAUGAGCUUCGCAGUCUGCGGCGCCGGCACGGACAGGGAGAGGGUGAAGCUUGGGUUUUCCAAGUGCAACAUCAGCUAUGGGGAGAGCCAGCCGCUCUCUGUGCUGCACGGCUGCCCGAGCGCCACUGCGCUUUCUCUUGCCGACAUUCCUUCAGAGAGCAUCUCAGCCCUCAUCAGCACUACCCCAGACUUGCCUGCAUCACCCACCAAUUGCACCACCAAUACCACUUCUGCCACCACCGGCACUACGACUGCCAUUACCCCUGCCACCGGCACUGACACCGGUGCUGGCCCUGGGAGCAGCAAUGCUGGGGGUGGUAAAGGCGCAGCAGCAGCAGCACUGCAUGGGUCUUUGGCUGCUCUGCUGGUAACCGUUGCUGCUGUUGCACUUGCGAUCCUACUCUAG